Messenger RNA from Cetraspora pellucida, 1098 nucleotides. NCBI's taxonomy places the organism in Eukaryota, Fungi, Glomeromycota, Glomeromycetes, Diversisporales, Gigasporaceae. The record is from the annotation of a GenBank genome assembly.
AUGACCCCUGAUUAUAAGGAAUUUUUAUAUGCCCUUUGUGAUUUGUCUCAUGUUAGUCAUACGGUGGAUUUACUCUUUAAUGAGAUUGAAAAAAUUUUAAUUAAGAUUGGGCCCAAAAAAUUUAUUAGAGUAAUUUCUGAUAAUGCCUUGGCUAUUGCUGCUACAUAUAGACAGAUUAAUCAAAAAUAUCUUUCUAUUAUUAAUCUUUGUUGUAUUGUUCAUUUUGUUAAUCUUAUUAGUCAUGAUAUUUUAAAAUCUGGAAGUUAUCUAAAACGAUAUAUAGAUGAAUUGAAUAUUAGCAGAGGUGGAUUGAAGCUUUUUAUAGAAACUAGAUGGACAUCUGCAUAUAAAAUGGUUAAUUCUGUGUUUAGACUUAAACUUGUAUUAGAAAAGGUUUUAAAUGAUCAUCCUGAUGCUAUUACCAACCAAGAUGUACGAAUAAUUUUAAAGUCUCAAGGAUUCUUUCAUGAUGUGGAACAAAUAUCCAAAAUUUUUGCUCCAAUUAGAGCUACAAUUUUGCAAUUAGAAAGAGUGCAUUGUAUAAUAACAGAUUGUUUUAUUCAAUUAGUUUGUUUAAUUGUGACUAUUUCUCAUAUGCCAAAAGAAAGAGAUACGAUUGCAUUUCAAAAUCAAUGCAUAGAAAUUGUUAACAAUUAUUGGAAUGAACUUGAAGCAGAACCAUAUAUUUUACAAUUGAUGGGAUACAAAGAUAAAUUAUCUGCACAAACUCUUAUUGCUCAAAUUAUCAAAUUUAAGGAAAAAGAAUUUCCAUACAAUGUUGAAUAUGAUAGCCAACUAUUAUAUAAUGUGAAAAACAAAACUAAAGAUGAAUUAGUAGCAUUGAUUCAAAGGUCUUAUCUGUUUGAUGCCGAGGAUGAAAAUGAUAUAAGCGAAGACUAUGAAGAUGAAAAUAAUAGAGAAUCAGAUGAUGAUUUAGAGAUUCCUAAUCAUCAAGUAGUAGUUCUUGUUAUUAAUAACAUUGUAGAUUUGCAUUAUCAAGAAUUUAAUCAAGUAGGAGAUUUGUAUGUCUCUAAUGAAGACAAUGUCAAUUCUGAUGUUGCUAUGAAUGAAGAUCAUAAAUUUAAUUUAGAAGAAUUA